Messenger RNA from Fomitopsis serialis, 2194 nucleotides. RefSeq lists its product as uncharacterized. The record is from RefSeq and is a predicted model, not a curated record. The transcript is spliced from 8 exons. Bases 168 to 1775 code for a protein of 535 amino acids. Lineage: Eukaryota; Fungi; Basidiomycota; Agaricomycetes; Polyporales; Fomitopsidaceae.
CACCACUCGGUCUCCUCCCAUCGUUGUCUCACCCGUCGUCUUCGUCUCCCUCGCUCGCCCGGCCUCUGAGCCUCGGCCUAAGAAGUCGUCGAUUCCACAGGGCCUCCGUCUUCCGCUUCCUUCGGUCCACGCUGCCUCUCAGCCGUUCUUAGCUUACGCGCCCGGCCAUGCAGACGCGAUUAUCAUUCCUGCUGGCUGUAAUAUCCCUCGGAGUACCUCAAGUCUACGCAUCUAAUUUCACGUUCUCUUAUGGCAACGCAUCGCAAUGCGAAGACUUCAACAUUACCUGGUCUGGAGGCACAGCACCCUACGAACUUACUAUUGUACCUUCGUUCAACACGCCCCUCACGUACUCGAUUCCGUCAUCGAGCUACAGCAAUAAUCAGGGAUCCUACUCAUUGCAGCUUACGGCAAAUGCGAGCGUCCAGUUUGUUGCUGUGAUGUCGGACGCCUCAGGCUUUGGGACAGGCGGGGUGUCGGACGUUAUCACAGUCGGUGCGGGCAGCUCAGGAUGUGAUAGGUCAUGGCAAGUUGUCGACUUCUAUUACGACACCGAUAUGGCUCUCAGUCAAUGCCGGACAUACUCAUUCACCAACUACACGGGAGCGGUGCAGCCUGUGUCCAUCACAGGUCUCGUUCCGGGAGGUACGACCUUCGUACUCAAUCCGCCCAAAGGCCCGACAGACUUCGAAUGGAUCGCCGACGUCGCCGCCGGCACAGGUCUCAUAUUCUUCAUGGCCGAUUCAAAAGGCCACUCUGGAGGAAGCACACAGCUGGAUACUGUCGGCUUGUCCGGUGAUCCAAGCUGUCUGACGGGCGCCUAUCCUUCUUCACUGUCUGUUCAUCCAUCCAGUACCGCUACAAGUGCUCCGGCGUCCGGGAACACGGGCACUUCGUCACCAACUGGUGCCAUCGUCGGUGCCGUUGUCGGUGGUCUUGUAGGCCUCGGUCUCAUUGCUGCGGCUGUCUUCAUCUAUCUACGAAGAGAACGUCAGAAGGGACGUUACGGUCAAGGCGGAACCUUCCCGUACCGAGGCACAAGACCCCAGAAAGAUGAAGUCGACCUUGCUGGAGACGACGUACCUCCUCCGGAUGUUGUCCAGCCAUAUCCCUACUUCCACCCCACCGGCAGCGUCCACUCGCAGGGACAGCAGUCGAUUCGCGGCGCAUCGAUUGGCGGCGCACAAUCCACAGUGAGUCUUAUGCGCCCGAUGAGCUACGCUGAGUCACAGGGCUAUGCACACCCCGACCAGUACGGCCAAGGCGUCGCUACACACUCGCGCAACACCUCCCUCAUGGACGGCGCCGGCAUCUCGCGCUCGCAGACCCAGUCCCAAAUACAGUCCCAAACACGGUCCAGAACUCAGUCACAAACUCUGUCCCAAGCCCCAUCUCAAGCCCAGUCUCAAGCCCAGUCUCAAACCUUCUCGUCUGCGUCGCGGCGAAAAGCAGCGAUGGCAGGCAUCGGCCCGUACCAGUCCGCGGCGCCGCGCUUCAUCUUACACACGGACGCGGAGGACGUGGUUGAGCUCCCCCGCAACUCGGACGACCGCAGAGCGUCGGGGUCCGGGACCGCCUCCACUACUUAUCCCCCACCGCCCAUCUCCAUCCCUCCUGGAGCUGCUAUGCCGGACUCUGCAAGACCGCCGUCAAGCAUCAUCGAGGAGGACCACCCCCACAUGGGCUUGCCGGAGCCCAUGGCGCCGUCCUCCACACGGUCGCCUGUCCCCGCACCGCCGUUCCCCGCACCGCCGUACGUCUCGAACCCGACAUAGCUUGCAUCCUAUCUAUCCACCCCGUCGGACUGUGUAUAUCUUACACGUACUCACCCAUGACCGUGCAUAUUUAAAACGGACACUGUCGCCGCGCUGUACCUGUCGCACACCCUCCCGCUCCCGUCUCCGUCUGGCGCUCUGGCGUGCUUCGUCUUCUGACUUCAUACCUCCCCAGAGUCGCGUCGCAUCCUCUACGUCGUUGGGCCCCUUCUUCUGUGUCCAUCUAUCAGCACGAUACAUUCCUUACUUCUGCUUGCCGUUCCUUCUGUCUGCUGUCAGCAUUCGGUAGAUUUUUUUUGUCUGUCUAGGGCAGUGGACCUUCCCGAAUCCCUCCCUGGUACCUGUCGUUGUUGCGCCUUGCGCGCACGCUCGAAUCUGUAGCGAAUGGAGUUCCUCGACUAUGAUGCAUUACAGGCUUA